This is a messenger RNA of Linnemannia hyalina, 1365 nucleotides long. Lineage: Eukaryota; Fungi; Mortierellomycota; Mortierellomycetes; Mortierellales; Mortierellaceae. The record is from the annotation of a GenBank genome assembly.
AUGGCGUCCAUAAUGCCGUUCCCGAACGUCACCUCCCAUCGUCGCAUGCCUCAUCUCCCCAACACCCCAAAGACACCCACCACCACCCAACUGCCAGCUGCUGCAGCCCAACAAGACCAACAACAAGCCGGCCAUGGCCUCACUACUCUGCCUGGUCGGGAACUGGAGAAUGGUUCCUCCGCCCUCCAACUGACCGCCUCUUCUACUGCUACUGCAGGAUCGAGUUCUCAAAAGUUGUUGCAGGAUAGUCACCACCAGCCCGACCACACCUCCCUAUCUUCGAGCACUAUUUCGACGUUGCCAGGAGGAGGAGACCGUGGUGCGAUCAAGGACAACGAGAUGGUUGGAGGACUCAUGGAUCAGGAUAAACAUCAUAUUGGAGUGGUAUCACCUUUGGGAGCACUGUCACUCUCGUCGGGCUCAUCAGCUUCAGCAUCGACCUCCCCUUCCUUGACGACCCACGACUCCAAGAUGAUCAAGACCGCACUCUACGAUGCCUUUGGAGUUCUCUACCACCCGUCGGCUCAUACCAAGCAUUCUCUGUCGACCACCGCUGCCGCAUUGAGGUCGGGCGAUGUCACGCCGUUGGUGGGUCUUUCGCCCAAGGCCUCGCCUCUGCUCCGUCCUCAGUACCUCGGAACGUCUGCGCCCAUUACGCCUUUGGAACUCUCCGAGGAGGCGUCGGCUGCCGGCUAUUUUGGAUUACAUCUCCCAACUUCAUCUGCAGCAUCGGCUCCUGCUGCUAUUGCGGGAACUUUGGCUGCUGCAGGUGCUGGUGGGUCGAACUUGGCAACAACAGGCGGAGCGGGACCAUCGUCGACGCACCAAGGACAUGGACAGCACCACUACCACCACCAUCAUCACCCUCACAGGCACACACAUACCUCGAGCAACCUGAGUACGACCUAUAUUAACAAUGAGGACCAUCAAAAUGGGCCCUCCACAGGAGGACGUGGAUAUCGUUCGCCCUUGUCUCGAUCACGUCGAACCUCAGUCGACUUUACGCUUGACCCGGCUGAACACCCGGUCUUGAGCUCGCUUCAGACCCUGAGCAUCACCCACCCGCACCCUCCAGAGCACUAUUAUCCUCGCCUGGGACAUGAUCUCGGCCAUGAUCGGGUUCCAAUCGCGGCGGAUUCACCUGCACCUGUGGAACAUAAUGCAUCUUCUAUGAAGCUCACUCUGCCCACUACGUCAUCUUCAACCACAUCGACUACCACUUCGACAACUACUACAACAACAACCACUACUACAGCGAUACCAUUGCAACACCAGACAGAGCAAUCUCCUUCCUCUAGCCCAUUCCCCAUGGAUAGGGGCGACCGCGACUCAAUAUCUGGAUUUGGUCAACAUGGCCUUGUGUGA